CGAAACAGUCCCAGUCUGACUGGUUCGACGUUCGGCGGUCCUGAGUCGCCGCGUUCGAUCAACCGCAUCAACCAGCGUCAGAAUAGAUCUUGGCAUGAAUAUCAGGACGACAGAAUACACCCAGUUCAAGCGGUCAGAAGUCCUGGAUUGACUUCACUGCUGCAGUCGCCUAUCAGCAAGACAAGCGGCUCUAAGGGAUGGACUGACAUCGAAGCUGGCAACUCUGCAACCAAGAACACUACAUUGAGGGAGCCCGCUUCUCACACCGAGCCCCGGAGCUGGAGACACAUCCUCGCCGGCAUGGCGGUACUCUUCAAUUGCUGGGGCGUCAACUUCGCCUUUGGUGUUUUUCAAGAAUAUUAUGUGAAUUGGUAUCUUUGGGGGACCUCCCAAGGAAAAGUAGCCUGGAUCGGCUCCACUCAGCUCGGGUUCAGCUUCUUACUUGCCAUGCCCGUUGGCAAAGCCUUCGAUCUUGGGCAUUUCAGGCCUUGCUUCUUCGGCGGCGCAGUCAUCCUACUAGCCGGACAGCUGUCCCUUAUCGCUUGUAAAAACUGGCUCGGAAUCUUCCUUACACAAGGUGUGAUGAUGGGCAUCGGAUCCGGCCUGAUGUUCGUGUCAGGCGCACUCUACAUCAGCAGCUUCUACGAUGACAAGUUUGACAUGGUGAUGUCGACGAUUUCCUUGGGAGCACCCCUCGGCGGUAUCGUGUAUACGGUCGUCGCGCAGCAGCUGCUUCGGUAUAGCACCUUCACGACUACAUGCUUGGUCUUUGGCGGCAUAAUAACCGUGACCAUGGUACCAGCUUCCUUCAUGUUCCUCGGGCAGCCAAAUCGGAAAGGAAAGCCGAAGCAGAUUAUCGACAUGGGCAUCUUCGGUGAGCCGGCCUAUAUGCUCAUGUGCUUGGGCAUGGCUUUUAGUUUCUGGGGCUUUUAUAUCGGGUUCUACUUCAUCAUCAUCUACGCCAUCGAAGUCCUAAGCAUCUACCCCCUCGAAGCCGCCAACUUCCUCAUCGCUAUGCUGGGCGUCAACAUCGCCGGCCGCUUCUUCGCCAUGAUAAUCUCCCGCGACCUCCUCGGCCCCCUCACCACCCUCAUCUUCUUCACCGCGAUGAGCGCGUCCGUCGCGAAUCUCUGGAUGAACGUCGGCAAGAAGUGGGAGCUCUACUUCAUUGGCUGCCUCUACGGUUUGGUCUCUGCUGGAGUGCAAGGCCUGUUUAUCCAGACGAUAACGGCGUUUAUCGAGAGGACUGGCCCUACGCGUGGGUUUCGGAUGGGGGUGGUGCUGACGGCAAUUGGGUUGGGGGCAUUGACAGGCGCGCCGCUGGGAGGGUGGAUGGUGGGAAUACGGGGGCCGUUUCCCUUUUGCUGGAUGCAGGUGUUUGCGGUGGUGGUCAUGUAUGUGGGGGCUUUGUGUUUUUUGGCGGCGAGGUACUUGAGGGUUGGGUGGUCGAUGGAGAGGAUUUGAGGCUUGGUUUGGGGGGCCUAUGGUGGCUUUGGUUUGGGGAGUUAGACUUUAAUAUAUCGAUGUUGGC
Mytilinidion resinicola is the source of this 1531-nucleotide messenger RNA. Its product is annotated as MFS general substrate transporter. The transcript has 3 exons. Gene Ontology annotation, biological process: transmembrane transport. The record is from RefSeq and is a predicted model, not a curated record. Gene Ontology annotation, molecular function: transmembrane transporter activity. NCBI's taxonomy places the organism in Eukaryota, Fungi, Ascomycota, Dothideomycetes, Mytilinidiales, Mytilinidiaceae. The coding region runs from base 301 to 1464 and encodes 387 amino acids. Gene Ontology annotation, cellular component: fungal-type vacuole membrane.